Messenger RNA from Dufourea novaeangliae, 1190 nucleotides. It is a transcript of the gene Smug, whose product is annotated as single-strand selective monofunctional uracil DNA glycosylase. Gene Ontology annotation, molecular function: single-strand selective uracil DNA N-glycosylase activity; oxidized pyrimidine nucleobase lesion DNA N-glycosylase activity. The record is from RefSeq and is a predicted model, not a curated record. Bases 176 to 1024 code for a protein of 282 amino acids. NCBI's taxonomy places the organism in Eukaryota, Metazoa, Arthropoda, Insecta, Hymenoptera, Halictidae. Gene Ontology annotation, biological process: base-excision repair. The transcript has 3 exons.
UAUGUAAUUAUCUCGAUGUAUUUUGAAUAUUUCUGAAACGUGUUACAUAUUCGAAGCGUGUAUACCUAACUAUACUCGUUAUCACGUACAUAUUUGCAAUCUUAGAAUCAAUAUACGUUACAAGAAAAUAUUUAUCGUAUAAACUGAUUUAUAUACAUAAGUGUAUGUACAUAUAAUGUCAAGGAAGACCAGAACGAGACGCGAUAGCGAACCAUUAGAUAGGAAUACUAAAAGAAUCAAACUGUCACAGGCAAAUGAAAAAGAAGUAGAAGACGAUGUUGUACUUACAGAUAUUUCUGAACAAUUAUUGUUAAUGGAACGUAAUUUGGCCACUGAGUUAGGAAAAAUUACAUUCCGACAACCUGUAGAAUAUGUUUAUAGUCCUCUUGAAUAUGCUUUUGAUACACAUGCUAUGUAUGUUAGAAAGUAUUGCUCCACUGCCAAGAAGAUUUUAUUUCUUGGAAUGAAUCCUGGUCCCUGGGGUAUGUCCCAGACCGGAGUACCGUUUGGUGAAAUAAGUAUGGUUCGCGAUUGGUUAAAGAUUUCUGGGCCAGUUGGAAAGCCUGCCAAAGAGCAGCCAGAUAGAAAAGUGACUGGAUUUCAAUGUACACGUAGCGAAGUCAGUGGAAAGAGAUUAUGGGGACUCUUUCGAGAGUUGUGUGGAAAUUCGGAGAAAUUUUUUAAACAAGCAUAUAUACAUAACUAUUGUCCUAUCGCAUGGAUGGAUAAUAAAGGCAGAAACAUCACACCAGCAGAAAUAAAGGGGACUGAAAUAGAGAAGGUGCAUUCCGCAUGCGAUAAGGUUCUGGCAGAUACAAUUCGUCUAUUGAAAGUUGAGACUGUUAUCGGUAUUGGUAUAUAUGCAGAGAAACGAGCAAAGCUUGUGGUACAAUCUUCUAAAUUGGUCGCCAAGGUCCUAUGUCUACCUCAUCCAAGUCCAAGAGCCGCAAAUAAUAAAAACUGGAGUGAAAAAGCAACCAAAAAGUUGUCCGAGUUUGGACUCCUCAAGUGUUUUACCAAUUGAAACCCAUAACAAUAUAAAGACACACGGACCAAAAAAGUUGUGAAAACGAAAAGCGAUUAAAAUAUGAAGGCUUCUUUCUGUUAGCAUUGUUAAUAUCAUAAUAUCUGUUUUUGUGUAUUUUAAUUUUCCCAAUUUGACAAAAAAAAACAUUUGAAAAUUUAUAAGU